Molecule: messenger RNA, 1650 nt
Organism: Coffea eugenioides
Lineage: Eukaryota; Viridiplantae; Streptophyta; Magnoliopsida; Gentianales; Rubiaceae
Exons: 5
Coding region: 30-1472 (480 amino acids)
Biological process (GO): lipid metabolic process
Molecular function (GO): triacylglycerol lipase activity
Source: RefSeq, a predicted model, not a curated record
UUCUUGUUUGAUCCUAUUACCAUCACACCAUGGCAGCCUCCAAUGAUCAAACUAGUAAAAAGUAUAUGGUGCUGAAACCUGAUGAAGCAAGCCUUAUAGGCCUCAUUCGUUUCCUAAUUUCUGGUAACAUAGAGAGCAAACAAUUCAUCGAGUGCCUCAGGGUGAAGAAGACGAGCCUCAAGCAUAGAGUGUAUAUCUUUUUCUCAAUUUUCAUUCAAAAUGUUCUCCAGUUCGCAGCAAAGCCCUUGUCUGUUUUUGGUUCAAUCUUUGAGUUGUGGCUAAAUCUUCUUGCAUGUAAUGGAAACUUCUGUCUUUUCCUACUGAAUCUUUUGCGAGGGAAGGUGGUGGUGCCAGCAGAAGGAUCAGCUGGCUUUAUGUCAUUUCUAGGGCAUUUUGACAGAAGAGUAGAAUUGGAUAAGAACAUCAAGCCAGGUGACAAAAAAUAUUUUGCAGAGCUGUCUGUAAUGGCUUCUAAAAUUGCAUAUGAAAAUAAAGCAUUCAUCAAAGCUGUCGUUGAAGAUAAAUGGAAGAUGGAGUUAAUAGGGGAAUAUGACUUCUGGAAUGAGUAUCAACAGAAAUAUUCAACACAAGGGCUCAUAAUCCAUGAUAAAACAGCUAAUCCUGAUAUGAUCAUUGUGGCCUUUAGAGGAACCGAACUCUUCAAUGCAGAUGAUUGGCGUACAGACUUUGACUUAUCUUGGUACAAGUUCCAGAGUAUGGGAAAAGUCCAUAGUGGCUUCAUCAAAGCUCUAGGAUUACAGAACGAUCAAAGUUGGCCUCCUACAAUUGACCAUGAUAAUAAAAAACCGAUAGCUUACUAUACCAUCAAAGAGAAGCUCAGGAAACUUCUUCAUCCCCACAGUCGGACCAAAUUUAUUCUAACUGGACACAGCUUAGGAGGAGCACUUGCUAUCCUCUUUCCGGCAGUUCUGGCAUUGCAUGAUGAGACUUGUAUAUUGGAAAGACUGGAGGCAAUCUACACGUUUGGGCAGCCAAGAGUGGGAGAUGUGAAAUUUGGAGACUUUGUCAAGGAGCAGCUUAAGAGCUAUGAUAUAAAAUACUACAGAUUUGUGUAUAAUCAUGACAUUGUGCCCACGCUUCCCUAUGAUGAUGACACAACACUAUUGUUUAGACACUUUGGAACAUGCCUUUUCUAUAACAGCCUGUAUGAAGGAAAGAUAUUUCCGCAAGAACCACAUAAAAACUACUUCUCCAUCCGUGCGUUCAUAACAAAAAGGCUUGAUGCCCUUUGGGAACUUGUAAGAAGCUUUCUUCUUCCCCAUAUAUAUGGACCAGAAUACAGAGAAGGCCUGCUGCUACUAGUAUGUAGAUUGUUUGGUCUCCUAGUUCCUGGUUUUCCAGCACAUGGAAUCCAGGAGUAUAUCAAUGCAGUCCGGCUGGGAACUGCUGAGUUUUGGAGAUGCAAGGAGGGGAUCACGGGUGGUGCAAAUAAAUGUUUUUGUUCACAAUGACAAAUGCCAGUUGUAAAUUUAGGCCAAUAUACAGUGGAAACUAAUGAAAGUAAUGUAGUCAAUUAUUGAUUUGAUCAGUAUCCUGGAACAGAAACAAUGCUCUGUGAAAUUCAAGCAUGUUGAUUUCAAGUGGAAAGAAACAAAAUUUUAUAUGUGGAUUGAAAGGCCUUGUUAUGAA